Molecule: messenger RNA, 1347 nt
Organism: Anneissia japonica
Lineage: Eukaryota; Metazoa; Echinodermata; Crinoidea; Comatulida; Comatulidae
Product: tubulin-specific chaperone A-like
Exons: 4
Coding region: 90-419 (109 amino acids)
Biological process (GO): post-chaperonin tubulin folding pathway; tubulin complex assembly
Cellular component (GO): cytosol; microtubule cytoskeleton
Molecular function (GO): beta-tubulin binding
Source: RefSeq, a predicted model, not a curated record
CGUGUACGUUUUUGCGAGGGCAGUGUUGUUUAAAAAAAAAAAAAAAAUUUUGGCGAGGUGUAACCAAGGUAGUUUUGGUAGUAGUUAGAAUGGCUUCUGCUGAUCCGAGAUUGCGCCAACUGAAGAUAAAAACGGGUGUACUGAAACGAUGUGCCAAGGAAAAAGUAAUGUAUGAAAAAGAGGCUGAUGAAAUAGCAGCAAAAAUCGAGCGGAUGAAAGCAGACAACAAAAAUGAAUAUGAUAUACGAAAGCAAAAUGAAGUGUUAGCUGAAUCUAAAAUGAUGAUUCCAGAUUGUAAGAAAAGAAUUGAAGCAGCUUAUAGAGACCUAGAAAGCCUUAUUGAGGAAUGUAAAACUGAUUUUGCUGAAAUGGAAGAGCUAGAGUUAGCAGUUGAACAAUUGAAACAAGUCACGAUCUAAUUAAAAUCUAACUAAUCCCAAUUGUAGGAGUUAUUAAAAGACAAUUGUGAAUAUGAUAAUAGGUUUGUAUUGCUUUCUACAUGAAAAAAUAUUUUGUUUAGGUAUGUUGAAACGCUGUGUGUCUAUAAAGAAGCAUAGAAAUCUAUAUAGAAUUUUAAAAAUUCUAUGAAAAUUAAAGAGUCUUUUGAGGAGCUAAUAAAAUUAAACCAUAGAAUUCAAUGGUUACUUUGUAUUUUUUGCUUGUGUCCCUGGGCAAGGCACUUUACCUACAGUUGUCCAACUCCACCCAGGAGUACAAGUCUUACCUGGUAGGUUCAAACACAAAAUGCAUUGAUCACAGCUGGAACAUUAUAUAAAUAUUAUAACUGCAUGAUUACAAUUGUAAGCUUUCAAAUUGAUAAUUGUAGUAAGAAAGUACUUUUAGUCAGCAAUUAAAGAUGUAUAAAUAUUUCUGUUGUUGUAAUCCUUUGUACAAACUCAUAUUAAUCUAAUUGUAAGGCAUUUCACACUAGCAAGCCAAGUGUCAAAAUUCUAAGUGUAAAACUUGGAAUAUUUCUAAAGUAAAAGACCCUUUAUUGUCCAUCAUUUAGUUGGAAUGACUUCAAAAUCAAAUUUACAUUGAAUGAAGUGUUUUGGUACUUUUAAUGCUUUUAUGUAACUUUACCACUUUAAAAAACAGUACAUUAAUACCCUAAAAGAUGAUUAAAUAAAUACUAAAUAAAUAUAUUAUUUAAUCAGUUAGCUUAUUUGGAGUAUUAGCUGUUAGGACAAUUUAAAGAUUUUUGUAGUAAAAAAAUCUUCAAAUUAGAUAAAACUGGAAUGUUUUGGUCUGUGUUGUUUUUGAUUGCACCAAUGUUUUUAUAAUUCAUCAUAGGCUGUAUUCGACUGGUCGUUCUUCGUUAAACCACGGCCACCUACAGUAGUAAAC